Daldinia vernicosa is the source of this 620-nucleotide messenger RNA. RefSeq lists its product as uncharacterized. The record is from RefSeq and is a predicted model, not a curated record. Bases 223 to 537 code for a protein of 104 amino acids. Lineage: Eukaryota; Fungi; Ascomycota; Sordariomycetes; Xylariales; Hypoxylaceae. The transcript has 2 exons.
GACAGGGGCAGCUAAUAAUGGAACCUGGUCCCUGCUUGGACUUUAUUUCUUUUCGAAUGUCAACAUAGGUAUUGAUAAGAUACCAUUUAGCCAUUGUUUCUUCAGUAGCAUAACGGCAACAUUCUAAGUGCAAUCCAGCAUAAUUAAUAUUGCUUUUCUCUUCUACUCUUCCAAUUACGAUAAAAUAAACGAGACACUUCAUCCUUAGUUAGGCAAUCAGACAUGGCCGACCGUCCACCCCCUCACGCUCGCCCGGGCACUAAUAGAACCGCGCGCACGAACACGGCAGGCAUACGGCGCAACCUAUUCCAAAGCCAACUUACUCGCCGCCCAACACCCACGACCUCCUCCCAAUCUUCCAAUAACUCCGCCGAGACAUUACGUCUCGGAGACGUCGAAGUGCUAUCCGAUACCUCUGACAUUGUUGUCCGCGACAAGAACGGCGAGUUCGACGUUGGUGAUCCGCCUACACCCCCUCUGGACGAUUCGGAGGAAGGAGGCGCAUUGGAUGACGCGCAGGAGAGCGAGCGUACGUAAAAUACCACGCGAGAGACAAAGACUAGCAGAGGCAGUCAAGCACUACCAAAUAAACCACAACCGCACGCCAGCGCAACCCGAAG